This is a messenger RNA of Neospora caninum, 8994 nucleotides long. RefSeq lists its product as hypothetical. Gene Ontology annotation, molecular function: RNA binding. The transcript is spliced from 6 exons. Lineage: Eukaryota; Apicomplexa; Conoidasida; Eucoccidiorida; Sarcocystidae. The coding region runs from base 1 to 8994 and encodes 2997 amino acids. The record is from RefSeq and is a predicted model, not a curated record.
AUGUCUGAGGUCCUCGCAUGUGGUUCCAUGGCGUCUCCGAGAGACAAGGCCCCCGGCGUGGCGUCGACAGGCGAGGGCGUGCCCCCAGAAGAUUUUGCUGCAACCCCAGACGGAACUGGAUGCAGUCAGACGUCCCUUUCGACGCUCUCGACGACUGCAGCGACAGCAGUGUCCCCGACAACUGACCACCUCGGGACUCAUGCCAGUGAGUCCUCUGCUGUGGCGUCUUUCUCACCGCCGCCCAGCCGCUUUCUGCCCCGUGACAACCUGUCCAGCGUUCUUGCUGGCUCGACUGCGCCGUCCGGGCCAGGCUGCGUCGAAGGCUGCUCUCCCGGACUCUCCAGUCCGCGUGCUCAGCGCCUCCUGUUCCCGCCUUUGGCGUCGCGCCUUUCGAGCGGCGAAGGGGACACGGGCGCCGCUUCGGUCUCCGACUUGGGCGGCUCCGCAGGCAAGGCCAGCGACGAGGGAAGUGCGUGCCGGUACCUCGAGCCUCGCGGGGGCGGCGUUCCGCCUUCCUCCCUGCCGUUGGGUCAGCCUCCAGCGUAUGCAGUGCGCGCUGAUCGGACGUCCCCGGAGCAGCCGUUUCCGUUCUAUCCGCAAGGCGAAGCAGCCCGUCGGGACCUACCGUCUCUACCUUCCCAGGCUUCGGCCUCUGCGUACCACCCUUUCUCGGACCGGCAUUUCCUCUCGAUGGGCGGAGGCGACAUGGAAGUCCCCCCCGCGUUCCCUCCCAAUCGGCUCCCGCCGGCGACGGCCACGCCGACUCGAGCAUCCGCAGUCGAGGCUGGCGACGCCGCGCAUGCGGGUCCUUUGACUUGCGAGGGAUUGGGCGGCGACGGCGCGAUCGGGUCUGCGUCGGGGAAAACUCGACAGGUGCGCCGCUCCCAAGCUUCGCUCUUGGCUUCCGCCCUCGGCCACCCGCACGCCGCGCCCUUCCAGCACUCUGGGCCCCCUCCUCAUCUUGUCCCACCGACCCCUGGGGGCAGCUACCCGUUCUCGCCUUCAUCGUCCUUCUCGGUGCCUCGCCCCGAGCCGUCCGGCGGCGCUCGCGACGCGCGCGGCGAACAAGCCGCGCAAGAGUCCCUUGCCUCGAGUGCGCGUACACCGUCCCCGGGAGUCCGUUCGUCUUCUUGCGCGUCGAGCGGUGUCGCCGCCCUGCAGUCUUCUUCCCUCGCCAUCGGAAGCGUCCAGGCCUCCAUUCCAGGGGUUCAGGAAAUGGCCAGGCACCCGCCGCCUCUGUGUCCCUCGCAGGGGAAUGGAAACAAAGGCGUGCCUUUGGCUUUUCCGCGAGGCGCCGCGGCCGGCGCUGCGGGCCUCGGGUGUACGUACACCGCGUCACCUUCGCUCCACCCGACAUCGUCCGGCGCCGGCGGCCCGCAGCUCCUACCGAGUGCGUCCACGUCUUCUGCGCCCCCCUCCGCCUCGCCCGCAACGCCCGCAACGCCGCCGCUCUUCGUCCCGUCCUCUGCUUCGGGGCACGUCUGUUCGUACACCCCAGGGGCGGACCAGGGUGCAGGAUCCUGUUUUCUUCCUCCGUCCUCAACGGCAGGCCGUGCGUCGAUCUCGGCUUCAGCGGGCUACCCACCGGGCCUCUCUGGCUCCUCGUCCUUUGGCUACCCUUGUCACCAAUCCAAACUUCCUGCCGCGGCGCAUCCGCCUCUUCCCCAUCUGCUCCUUUCCCAGCCGGCGUCCUCCGUCUCCGACGGCGCGACGCCUUCCGUCACUGGCUCUUCGCUCUCUCAGCCGAGCGCCUCAACCCCUUCGUUUCUGCCUCCCGCCUCUUCCUUCUCUGGGACUCUUCUCCCGCCGCACCAGCCGGCGUCCUCCCCUUCUUCCACUUCGGCCGCGUCUUCCGUUGCGCCUCUCCACUUGCUCCGCCCGCAGUUCCCGCAUGCGCCGCUCCACAGCGCCCCCCCUGCGGCGCCUCCAACCCUCCCCGCCGCCGCCCCGCCCUCGCGCCCGGGCCCCGGGACCUCGCACGGCGCGCCUCAACACCCGAGCGCAUCCGCGUUCGCGCCAUCCGGGACCGCAGCGGCUUCAGCGGUGCAUGCAGGCUCGAGUCUCGCAGCUGUGCUCAGCGCCUUAUGCAGCGCAGGCCUCAAUCCAGGAUGUGAUUUGUGGCACGCAAAGCAGGUGCUGUGCCAGCGCGAGUCGCGUCCUCUACGUCUCAGCCGCUUCGAAAUGGUCGAGGCGUAUGCGAAAUCGACCCUGUGUCUGUCUUGCGACUCGAUGGAACACAAAAUCACCAACUGCCCCUUCGGCGAGUUCGUCUGCCCCAACUGCCACCGUUCGUCCCACCGCGGCGAGCACUGCCCGCUCCCCUGCAGGUUCUGCUUCGAGUGCCACGCGGGCAUCUCUGUGAACGAAUGCAUCCGGAGGACUGUCAGGCAGCCGCUGGAGCGUCUUCUGGGCGUGAAGAUGCCGCUGGAUGCGGCGCUCUGUCGGUCGUCUUCGGGGUCUCCCUUCUCAUCGUCCUUCUCAGACGGCGCCUCGGGGCGGUCGAACGGCCGGUGGACUUUCGAGGACCUCUCGCAGCACGUCGCGGAUCGUCCCAACACUGCGCACGGCCGCAGCGUCUACGUGUCGAACAUGGUGCCGGGGACCACGAAGGAGGCCUUGCGGUCGGCGAUCAAUCUGCUCCUCGAACACGGCUACGUGCUGUCUGUGGAGAUGCGGGAGCGCAGCAAUCUGCAGCCGUACGCGUUCGUCGAGUUGUCCACUCUGCAGGCAGCCUACGAGCUCGUCCAGCAGAAGAAAACGGCCCUGGUGAUUCGCGACCAGCAACUCAAGGUCCAGUUCAAAAAGAUCGGCCUCACGUGCACGUCCAGCUCGCGGCUGCUCCGACUCUCCGGCUCCGCAGAACCGUCUCCCCACUUCAGCUUGCUCGACGACGGCCACGGCGAGGAGGCGGCCGCAAAGGCGGGCCUCGCCUCGGGUGUAUGUACACCCGAAAAUGGACGCGACGGAGGGUUGGGCGAGGAGCGCGGCGGCGGGCCGGGGACAGGCCGCGAGGGCGGCGCAGGGGGCGUCCAGGAGCGCGCGCAGUUGGCGCAGACGCUGCUGCUGCAGAGCACGGAGCCGUUUCUCCCGACUGGCCAGUCGGUGCACGAGGUCUGUCGCCUCGUCGCGAUCAAGCUCGCCAAGGACUACGGCCUCUCGUCGCCGCUUCUCGACUCCGUGCCUUCCUGUCUCUUUGCGUCUCGCGCCGCGAACGGACCCUCCCAUACGCUCCCCUUUCUCCACCUGCAAAACGCCGUCGCUCUCAACCAGGCGAACCCGCCGCAGGCCUUCUCUUCUCUAGGGUCGCAUGCGGGCCGGCAAGAGGCUAUCGGCGAAGACUCGCGGGGGCGCGGCGGAGGAACUCUCAGCGGUUUCGGCACCCAGGCACGAAACGACUGUGGAGAGAAAGGGACACACUUCCCGUCUCCCUCGUGCUCUUCUUCCUUUGCUUCUCCCUUCUCUUCUGUCUCUUCUUUUUCGUCUGUCUCUUCGCUCUCCGCGGGUUUCUGUCCGGCGUACGCCGCGCGAAUGGCUCAGGGGCAGACACCCCUCGCGGCUCGCCAGAGCGGCGCCCUGCCGUUGAGCGGACACGUCAGUGGCCGCGGGAAUCUCGGGAUACCCCAGGGGACUGGACAGGAACCAGCGCUGCCGCAGAGUGCCGCUCCGUCGUCCUUUGGUGCUCCCUCGCCGUCUUCGUUAUCGUUUCGGCUCUUCCAGCAAGGCGCAACACAUUGUGGCGACAUGCGAAGCACCGCGGAACCGCACGCGUGCAGCCUCUCCAGCGCGCUCUCGGCUGUACAUACAGUGCCGGAGAGAGCUGCAAAUGCCAGCCGCAACUCCCGCCACUGCCACCCGUAUGAGCGCGGGGCGGGGGAACCAGGACCAGACCCCAGCGGGCGCGCGGAGGUUGCGCCGCCUCUGGACGCUCUGGCGAGGUCAGGCAGUCGAGCUGAGUUGCCGGGACAGAGCCGCGGAGCCUGCCAGCAGUCGCCACGUGGGCCUUCUCGGGGGGGGUUGGCGCGUGAUGAGGACGACGGGGCCGUGUGCGUGAUCGGGGAGGCACAGAAGCAUCUGCAGGAGGGCGGACGCCUCGGCCUCAGUUCUUUCGGCGGAUGUCUCUAUUACCCGUCGGCCACGAGGAGAGACAGCGAGGAAGAAACCCGCAGACGGCUCGAGGUGGAGUGUCCCGCGUCGCGCCACGGCGCUGCACUCGCGGAUGGCAUCUCGAAUGGAGCCCAACUAGCGGUGCACGCCGACCGCAGAGACAAUCAGCGGAAUCGGCGCCAAGAGGCGACCUCAGCGGGGACCCUUCAAGGCCGAGACGCCGAACGGCGAAGGCGAGAAGAAGGGCGGCAGGACGGGGAGAGAGAAGGGAUCGCAGAAAUCCAAAAAGGCUAUGGCGAGCCGAAUCUCCGCGACAGAUACGAGGAUAGGUGUGGACCUCCGGGUGUACGUGGACCCUUGAGUGGUGUUCGAUACGCCUGCGACGAGCUGGGAAGCCCAGAAAGCGAGAAGAACCGUCCUCAACUCGGAAGUUCUGGCAGGCUUUCGGGUGCACCCAAGAAUGGGGCGGUGAAGGCCAGUCUCAACGAGCAUGACUUCUUCAGCUUAAAAUGCUGCAACGAGGCGACUUUCUCCACUUUUCCGCGCGGCCCCUGCGGCUCCUUUGCUUCGUGGGGACGCGCCGAAGAGCGAGGCCAACAAGGCGACGCGCCUUUCUCGUCGUUCUCGACCGGCACUUCCCUGCCCGCGUCGACCUCGUCUUCGGUCACGCCUGCGCGAGAAGCGCCACACGCCGGAAACGCAGGUAACGAGGGAGCGCGACGCCAGGUGUAUGUACACCCGCCACCAGGGGUCGCUCCGCUGUCUGUACACCCCAUGGAGUUUGUGUCGAAUUCCGCGUCCCUAGGGCAAGAGACGCGCGAGAGAAAGGGCGAGCGAGAAGGCGUGAAUUCUGCGCUCGCUGCAAGCAGUCCCAAGGAAGGGCUUUCGGAUUUCCCUGGGGAAGACAGAACGGCACUGCAUGAGAAGCGCGUCGCGCCCGGGUGUGCAGAGAUCUACGGCAGGGGCCCCAAGCAUCUCCCUUCAGGUCUCUUCCCGGUUUUCGCGGACCGCCACGAAACGUGUCCACAGCGUCGAGGCGCCAGCGAUGCCGGGAGUACGUUGGACGAUUUUGAAGCUCAGGAUAUCUGUCGGCAGCGCACAUCGUCCUUUUUCUCUUCGCUUUUUCCCUUCUUUGCAAAUGAGACCUCGAGUGCCUUCACGGGGCAGCAGGAGGCGCGGCGCGUGGAGGAGGCAACUGCGGGCGUUCCGGUCCACGUCGGCCGCGCGGCAGGCGACGGGAAGGAGGUGCAUGGCGGAAAGAGAGAAGGCAACGACCGAGCUACCGAGAGUGCGGAGAGAGAAGAAGCGGGAGGGCCAGAGCCUUCGGCAUCAAACGGCGGAAGCCCGGAAGCCGCGACCACGGCGAUUGCGGGGGACGAAGGCGCCACGUUGCGGUCGUCGUUUUUUCUGUCGUCUUCUGGAGACGGCAGCACACUCUCUGGCGCGAGUAUCGGCGCGGGGACAGUUCCCGGGACCGCCACGGCGAACGGCACGCCCCUCUCGUUUUUCUCUGCCCCGUCCCUCGGAUCGUCUGUGUCCUCGCUCGCCUCCUCGCUGUCUUCUGGGGCGAUGCUGGCUGCGUCGCCGCCGAGUGGCGGGGGGCGUACACCUCACCACGAUGCAGACGGCUUGACUGCGUUCUCCGGUGUCUAUACACCUCGAGCGUUGACGAGUGCCGAGGACCCGGCGCUGGCCCUGGCUCCAGAGCCGAGCGUCGCUGGCGCCCACCCGCGCGCAGAUGAGCCUCAGUCUCAGCUGCCUCUUUCCUUUCUUUCGUCUUGGGACGUGUGGGCGUCGCGGGGCCGAGAGGGCGACACACUAGGAGACGCGAAGAUCCACUCCGCGGCGGAAGAAAGCGUCGGCGACCCCGAUCGUGUCUCGCCUCCUCUGUCCUCUCGCGCGUCUGAAGCCGCUUUCGUCUCGGCGCCGAGUGCGGGCGCGCUCCUGCGCUCGGCUCUGCCCAGCAAAGAACGGGCCGCCUUCAGAGAAGGCAGAGAAGCCGACGGCGAUGUGCGCGAAGCAGAGAGCUGUCGAGGACCAAGGAACGGACUUCCUCCGCCAGCAGGGGUGGGAGACAGCGUCGGCGCCCGCAAUCGCGCAUGUGCACCCAAGACAGCCUCGCGUGGAUGGGAAGCAGAGACUGCGAAGGAGAUUGCGAAGGAAACAAGGAGAGAGGCAUCGGAGACAGGCCGAGAGAUAGACGGGCGCGUCACGUGUUUUCCGUUUCUUUCCCGGCGCCACGGAGACACCACACGCGACGCGCCGACUGGUGCCUUGAGAGGCGGUCCGUCGCUGGAUUCUGAGACGGACGCCCUCGCUUUGAGCUCCUUGGCCCUCCCUCUGUCACUGAGCACGCGAAGCACCGAGGAGGAGGACGACCGCGAGUCAGUGCCGAAAACAAAACCGAAGGCUCGCCUGCAGUCGCCGUGCAUAAUCGAAGAGUUGUCAGUCGAAGACGGGGGUCUGCCCCCCACUGGCUCUGCGCCCGCCUCGCCGUUUCUUCCUCUGUCGCGACUGGAGUCGCGAGACGCGAAACGUCCACAGACGGCUGAAGCUCUGCUGGAGGCGAAAGACGAGACGCUCGACGGCUCGACUGUUUGGACAGUGUCGCGGCCUUUUUCCUCGGCCUCUACGCCGUGCGUUCGUCGCCAGGUGGAGUUGAAAACGGCGCACUCUGCGGAUCCGGCCCCGGCGCGGUCGCUCCGGUUCUGCCUCGCGACGGGGGAGGCUUCUUUCGCAGCAGGCGAUGGCGACGCACCCUUGUUUUCGUUGUUCCCUCUCGGGCAGACGCUGCCGAGCGAACGAGCGACCGAAAGGUGUGAGCGAGAAGCUGCGUCGAGACCAGGAAAAGUGGAUCUCGAGACGCAGACGGGCGCCUGGCGUGGCCAACCGUUUCUCCCGGACGCGAGCAACGGACACCUCUUCGAGCCAGUCUCGCCUCAUGCGCGCCGAGAGCUAUCGACUGCUUCGCUGCUGCGAAGCCUGUCUGAGCAAGAAGGCAAGGUCGAGACACUUUCUCUCUCGCCGUCUUCCCUUUUCGCGGCAGAGGGAAGAUGCCGAACGCGUUCGCUUUUGCCGGCGACACGCGAGAGAGCCUCAGAGACCGGCAGCGCUGCGGGUGUGGGAAGUGGGCGAGAACAAGGCGAGUCGCCUCGUCACGAGCAACUCGUACUCUCGCACGUCGCCGCGCACCAACAAGGCCUGCCGCCGCUUGUGGGCGCCGGCGCGGAGUCUCCGGUCGGAGAGGCGUUUCCGUUCUUCUCUUCCUCACCGAACGCGAGACACGCGCAGCGCAACAUGCGACACUCGCUCUUCUCACACACGGAGACAGAGCUCGCGCUCUCCCUCCUGCCGGCGCCGGAGCAAGCAGCCGCUCGGGGAGGGCCAGCUGGCGAAAAGGAAACAGUUGGGAAGGCGGGAGGGGCUGAAGUGUCUGGGCAGCGAGCGAGUUCUUCGCUUCACCCUGACGCGCGUCUCGAGAGCGAAGACAGGCCUCGUGUGCGCAGUGCAGCAGGUCGUGCCUUCUCGGUGUGUGUGGAAGUUCGCCAAGACGCCGCAGCUGAGAAGGGGACAGGGCCGACGGGGGAAAGCGUGCGGGGCGACGCAAAGACAGAUAAGGGAGAGGAGAGGGACACUGAGACGCGAGAAGAGCGGAGUUCAGAGAGAUGGUGUGUCACACGAGAGGUGAGACGCGAGGCGCUGGAGACGCCCAGGAACCCGAGCGAAGGCGAGAGAGACCGAGGAGACAGUUGUACGCUUUCGGCUCGGCCGAUGAGCGAUGCGGAGGGAGCGAGGGAGAGAAAAUCGUUUCCCCGCAGCUUUGACGCAGACGGGAGGGAGUGCGAAGUGCGGCGGUGGGAAAACGAGGGAGGCGACAAGCUUUUGGGAAGCCGCCUGGAGGCCCCGGAAGCGGGCGUCUUGAAAACAGACGUUUCUAGCGGUCUCGGCAGAAAGCGUCUCUCAAGUGGAAAAAUUUUCGUCUCCGAGGAGGGCGAGAGGAAACGUGGGGAAGGCGCGCAGCUGGACGCCGAGCAGGAUGGCGAGAUGGACGUGAAGGCCCGAAUCGACGCACUGGGCGGAGUUGCCCUUGACGCCGGCGCUCUGUUUUCACACCGAGGCUGCAAGGCCUCGGGAGCGAGAGGCGAACGCGGGGAGGAUCUUGAAAAAGUGCGAACAGGCAUGGACAGCGAGGAGGCGUGUCCUCCCCCGAGUGUCGCACAGAACGUGACAGAAACGCGCGACGCGGAGAAAUGCCUUCUCGCGCAUGCAUCAGCUCGCGGAGGCGCGGGAGACUCCGGUUUGCAGAGACCAGCGAAGAAAGCUGGCGACAAGCAGAGAGACGAAGGGACCAAAGCGGCGCCUCUUCGUGAAUUUCCGUCGCUCAGUGAGAGACCCAGAGGAAGAGAAGCGAGCCGCGCAGUAGGCGACGUCGAAGUCACAUCGAGACAGAAGCACACUCUGGAGAACGCGAUGGAGCCAGCAAAGUUGUCAGAAGGGUGUGAGAAGCGGACAGGUUCAGGUCCACUGUGCGCGUCCGCGGUGGCGACCGACGGUCGAGGGGACGCGGCAGGAGAGCGAGAUGGCGUUGCCGCAAAUGAACAGAGUGUCUUGGGAGGCGCGAAAGCGAAGGACAGUGCGCCGGAAAGAAAGGAGAAGCAUGAGGGACAGUCUCGGGGAGAGGUGAUCCGUUCGCAGCCGCACAAAGAAGGAACGUCGGAAGAAUGUGCAAAUCUAAAGGAUGUGCACCUUUCCGACAGGAAGAACAACGUCGAUAUGGAAUCCCUUCUCGAGAGAAUUGACGACAUCACUCGACAGCUGCCGCCUUCCGUCAUUGACGCCGUUCUCUGCAGCCUCGCGUCUGUUCGAGCGCCCAGUCCCGUGGACAGCUGA